Messenger RNA from Geosmithia morbida, 1080 nucleotides. RefSeq lists its product as uncharacterized. The record is from RefSeq and is a predicted model, not a curated record. The transcript has a single exon. Bases 1 to 1080 code for a protein of 359 amino acids. Lineage: Eukaryota; Fungi; Ascomycota; Sordariomycetes; Hypocreales; Bionectriaceae. Gene Ontology annotation, biological process: canonical NF-kappaB signal transduction.
AUGAGCGAUGCACAACAUUCGCCCCGUCGGCGACAUAUCCUGUCGUCCAUAAAUCCAGAGGCAGCAGGGGUGGAAGCAGCACCAGAAGAAGACCGACCCCGACGUCGACGACGUUCGCGAAGCCCAUCCGAGGCCGACGAUCGGCGGCAGCACAAGCAACAUGCCUCCACCACCAACGAGGACGACGGCGACACCACGCGGCCCCGGCGGUCCCGUCUGAGGCUCAAAGAUGCCUCGCGUAGACGUCGGCACCGAUCGCACAGCCGCGAGAAACAAGCCGGUCAGGACCGACACCACCACCAUGGACAUCGUCGCCACCGGCGCCACCGCUCUCCCACGCCGCCCAACCCGUUUGACGGACCCCCUCUCGACGCGGAGACGGCGUUCCGUGAAUCGCUCUUCGACGCCAUGGCCGACGACGAGGGCGCAGACUACUGGGCGGCGGUGUACGGGCAGCCGGUGCACGUGUACUCCAACGAGCGGGCCAACCCGCAGGGCGAGCUGGAGCGCAUGACGGACGACGAGUACGCGGCGCACGUACGGCAGCGCAUGUGGGAGAAGACGCACGCGGGGAUGCUGGAGGAGCGGGCGCGGCGCGGAGAGGAGAGGCAGAGGCGGCGCGACGACGAGCGCAGACGGCGUCGCCACCAGCGCGACGUGGACGAGAGCCUGCGGCGGGGCGACGAGAGGCGCAGGCGCAGACGCUGGGCCGACUCCUGGUCCGCGUACCAGGCCGCGUGGGCCGCGUGGGAUGGUACGCCCGGCAGUCUGGCCUGGCCGCUCGGGAGGGGGCGGCCUGGCGAUGACGGCAUCAGCCCCGACGAGGUGCGCAUAUUCAUGGUGCGCGGGCUGAGAUUGGAUGAGGGGGAAAACAUGGCGGCUCCUUCUGCUGCUGCCGCUGCCGCCGCCCCCGCCCCCGCCGCCGCCGUGGCACGCCUCAAGGAUGAGCGCGUUAGGUGGCACCCUGACAAGAUUCAGCAGAAGGCGCGUGGGGAGGUGGAUGAUGCUACGAUGAAGAAUGUCACGGCUGUUUUUCAGGUCAUCGACCGGUUGUGGGGGGAGUUACGGCCCAAGGAUUAA